CUCUUGGUGGCGUGGCGGGCCGCGCAGCUGCUGCACUCCAACUCUCCAAGAGAGAAGGAAUCGCGACUUCGCCGCCGCGGCCGCAACACCGACUUCGCCGGCGGCGGCGGCGAUGGGCAACGCGCAGGCUUCCGCCUCCUCCACCAGCUCCCCCCGCUUCUCCAUGGCGUCCAGGGCCUUCUCGAGGCAGGAGCUGGACGACCUCCGCGCGCUGUUCGUCUCGCUGGCGGCGCAGUCGCAGACCGGCGGCCGUGCCAUCUCCCGCCCCGUCUUCCUCGUGAGCACACCACCACGCGAGUAUUUCGGGAUACGUGGGGCGCUCGGGGAUCGGCUGUUCCAGCUGGUGGCGAGGGAGAGCGGCGGGGGUGAGGGGGUCACCUUCGAGGACUUGAUCGUCUCCAAAGCAACAUACGAGAGAGGAACUCGAGAUGAAGUUGAUGAAUUCAUUUAUCAACUAUGUGAUGUUACAGGAGAUGAAGUCUUAGAAAGGUCUGAUCUGGAAACUAUCUUGGCAUCUAUUCGUGAAACCAUAUUUUCAGAAAAUAAGGAAGCUGGGGAAGGCUCAAACAAGAGGACAUUUGAAGCAUUUAUCAACUCUGCAGUAUUUUCGAAGGAUGCUGAAGGAGUCGCAAGGAAGUCUAUGUCGCUAUCAGACUUUAGGAGCUGGUGCAUUCUCAUUCCAUCCUUGAGGAAGUUCCUUGGAAGUUUGUUGAUGCCUCCUGAUUCAGGCAGACCAGGCUUCCAAGUACCAGCGCUUCAUUACCUAGAAAACAUCUCCCCAGAUUUGCUACUUUUAAAUAAAGAGUAUGCUUGGCAUAUUGGAGGUGGUUUUUCACAACAGGAGGUGCAAGAAUGGAGGCUUCUAUAUCACAGUUCUCUUCAUGGACAAAGCUUCAACACUUUCUUAGGCAAUGUAACGAAUGGAGAUGCACAGACUGUUAUCAUCGUUAAAGAUACUGAAGGAUUUGUUUUUGGUGGAUACGCAUCACAUCCUUGGGAAAGGCACAGUGAUUUUUAUGGUGAUAUGAAAACAUUCCUGUUCAAGUUAUAUCCUGAAGCAUCCAUUUUCCGCCCUACAGGAGGGAACAGAAACCUCCAAUGGUGUGCCGUGAACUUCAGCUCUGACUCCAUUCCAAAUGGCAUUGGCUUUGGAGGGCAGCCGCAUCACUUCGGUUUUUUCCUAUCCGCAAAUUUUGAUCAAGGGCACUCAUUUACAUGUACCACAUUCACCAGUCCUGCCCUUUCAAAGACAAAUAGGUUCAGGCCAGAGGUAAUUGAAUGUUGGGGCAUACAAACGAAGGGGGCACUUGAUGAAAAGGCAGAGCUUGUCAAGGGGACAGUCCUAGAGAGAUUCAAGGAGGAUCGGAACAUGCUGAAGCUGGUUGGUUUGGCGAACGCGAGUGAUUGACAGCUGAAAGAGGAUCACCACGGCAAAUUCCUGAGGACCCUGUACAGCACAAUUUUACAGAAGAAGAUAGAUCCUUAUAUACGAUUGUCACUGCUGAACUGAGCUUUAUGAAACUUGUUUAGCUGCAAGUUGGUCUGUACUGUGUGUUGUGGCUGUAUUAGAUCAACUUCAAUGCCGAAUUCGAGAUAUGAUGAGAGAGAAACUGACUGUAUUUUGAAACAUUGUCUAUUUGUUUGUUAAUAUAAAUGUUGACUGCUGAAUAUAGAUGUAUGACAUGUACUUUAAUAAAAAGAUACUCCCUUCAUUUCUAAAUA
This is a messenger RNA of Oryza sativa Japonica Group (Japanese rice), 1722 nucleotides long. Lineage: Eukaryota; Viridiplantae; Streptophyta; Magnoliopsida; Poales; Poaceae. The record is from RefSeq and is a predicted model, not a curated record.